UGUAAAAUUGUAAUAAGAAGAAAAAUAAUCUUCCACAAAAUUAAAUAAAUCAUUAAUGUUAAGUGUGCGCUACAAAUUUACUUAAACUCUAAUUUGUAGUUGCCAACCCGUCGACGUCGAUCACCACCCAAAUCUGGUAACAGUUUACUUUGUGGUUGGGCGUUUACUGAGCGUCCAUUCGGCGUCGAACGGGGAAAUGGAUUUUAAAAUGCAUGAAUAUACUCACGCUGUGGUUGGUAAAAUGUUACCAGAACUCCGCGUUACGGACAAAGCUGAUCUCAACGAUGCUAGGCGUCAGUACGACAAUUAUUUGCGAUUGCUGAAAGAGCUAAACCUUGAACUAAUAGAUAUAGAAACCGAUGCAUUUUUUCCUGAAAAUAUUGUGUUUGAAGACUUGGCGAUCGUGUGUCAUGGCAUCGUCUUAUUCCCGCGGCCAAUAUCGGCUACCGAGGAAAUUAUUAUGGAUGCACUUAAAGAAGUUAUGCAGAAGAACCUUGGACAAACUAUAAUGGAUGUCACAGAUCCUGAAGCAAAACUCGCUGGUUCAGAUGUGCUGUUUACAGGGCGCGAGUUCUUUGUGGGAAUUUCGGAGACUAGCAAUGAAGCUGGGGCCAGUGCAGUUGCAGAGGCUUUCCCCGAGUUCCCCUGCACACCCAUUAAGGUUGCUAAAGGUGUAAGGCACUUGAAGAGAUACAUAAGCAUGGCGGGCCCUGAUAUACUCUGUGUGUCUGCAAGCAACGAGGCAAAGGAAAUGCUAAAGAGGAUUGAGAAUGGAGCAACAUUCACAUAUCAGACUCUCACUGUGCCAGAAAAUGGUGCUGCUAACUGCUUGUAUGUCAAUGGUACGCUCAUACAUCGCGCCAUUGAAGAAAUUCCGCAGUCUUUUAAGGUAUUCUGCGAGAAAAUAGACUUUGCGAGGCGAUCUAUUUGUUUCACCGCACUCGCCAGGGUUUCCACCGGAUUGACUGCGUGCUGCCUCCUGGUAAGGAAAGCUUAAACAAAGAUUAUAUGUCAUUGAAUGUCAUAUUUGUCAUAUUUUUUCGUCGUGAUGCGAUACUGGGCAAUGUCAAAACUUUUUUAUGAUACAAUAUAGCUAUUAUCUACUGUAACUACCUUUCUCCCGUGUACCUAUCGAUAAUUCGCCUAUGUUGUUCUCCGGCUCCUCCAUUAAAUUGAUUAGCGCAACACAAAUAAUAAUAAAAUUUGAUCACGUAGGAAAAAAAAUAUUUUUUGUCGUGAACAUAACAUUUGCUGGCUGGUGUAGUGACUGCUGGACUCAGACUAUUGUUUGUGUUCAGUUAUUUACACUUAAAUCAUUACCUGCCCUUAAGUUUUUUUAUUACCCGUGUUGUAGUUUUGAGUUUCCGUUUCAUAUCAUUUAUCUUUUUAAUUCCAUUUAUGUAAGCCAAUUGGCGGGAGGGAGCUUUACGAUCAUGAUUAAUUCAGCAAUAUGUUGAUCAAAAAAUACAGAGUCGAUUUCGAUUUAGUGGGUGCUGGGGAAGUUUAUUCCAUUGUGGUUUUAUUUUUUGUUAAUUUGUUUAAUGUUAUGUCAGAAUGUUAUUAUUAAUUUUUUUCUAACGGUUGUGAUAUUGACUUAAUGUGUAAGCGCAAAACUUU
Pararge aegeria (speckled wood butterfly) is the source of this 1617-nucleotide messenger RNA. RefSeq names its product N(G),N(G)-dimethylarginine dimethylaminohydrolase 1. Lineage: Eukaryota; Metazoa; Arthropoda; Insecta; Lepidoptera; Nymphalidae. Gene Ontology annotation, biological process: positive regulation of nitric oxide biosynthetic process; arginine metabolic process. The record is from RefSeq and is a predicted model, not a curated record. The coding region runs from base 197 to 997 and encodes 266 amino acids. The transcript is spliced from 6 exons. Gene Ontology annotation, molecular function: dimethylargininase activity; amino acid binding.